Acyrthosiphon pisum (pea aphid) is the source of this 3336-nucleotide messenger RNA. RefSeq names its product UDP-glucuronosyltransferase 2C1. Lineage: Eukaryota; Metazoa; Arthropoda; Insecta; Hemiptera; Aphididae. The record is from RefSeq and is a predicted model, not a curated record. The coding region runs from base 1152 to 2696 and encodes 514 amino acids. The transcript is spliced from 5 exons. Gene Ontology annotation, molecular function: UDP-glycosyltransferase activity.
UGCAUAAAUCCAAUUUUUGACUUACGUCUAACUUGGUCAGUUUUUAAAAUAGAAAAAAACUUUUUAUACAAUAAAUGUUUAAAAAAAAAUAUUCUACCCGAAUCUGCAGAAAAAAACUGGGAAUGCCAUUAAAAAAAAAGUAAGUUGUAUUACGCAUGCGCGUACCGAGAGAGCUAAAAAUUUGAAACUGAUCUGAAAAUAUGUAUUUAAGUGCUCCCUAUCACCUGCCGAAAACCCCAAUUCAACACAAAGUCACCCAUCUGAGAUAUUCAGUGGUACCUCUUAGCGUGAUCACACUUAAAUGAACUUAAAUAUACUUAAAUAUACUUUAAUAAGUUUAAUACUUUAAUAACUUAAAUAUACUUAAAUGAAGACAUAAUAAUACUAUAUACGAAUAAAUCUCUCAAGUCACAAUGAAGUUUCCUCAAAGUUAUAAGUUAUGACGAUAACAAUAUGUACCAGGUCCUAUUCCUUCUUUAUCCUGUUGGAUUUUAGACAAUGGCGUGAUGACGAUAUGUAGGUACUGAAAUCAGAAGUUUCUAACUGUGAGCUUGUAUCGACAACUGACAUAUUAUUUCCGACCGAAACCGCCGAUCAGAAUAAUAAAUGUUAUAUAAUAACACAACACGAGUCUUAUACGGAAGUGGUCGAAGGUCAUUCGUACAGCUGUUGUAAAUAAGGCUGACCAAGCUUGUUAAUUGGUAGGUAUAUAAUAUACUACUGUUGUAGUUAUCUAUAGGUAUAAUCAAGUCUGAUGUACUUAUUAUUAUCUUCAAAUACUACUGUUGCUUACAACAAACCGGACGAGCACAGCGAUUCGUAUAUUAUGAUACGUCGUACUAGCACUGCCAGUGAUUCCACUCCGACCCAAACGCAAAAUAUUAUUAUUUUGUAUCACCGUCAGUCGUCACGACCGUACCUAACGCGCACGUCAUACUGUUACUAUUUUUCUUAUUAUGUUCGUCCGACCGGACCCGCGGUCUCGCGCUGCAGUUGGACAUCGACGUUACGUCGAGCGGACGAAGAUUUCACGGAGACACUCGUGGCUGCGACAAAAUCUGAUGAAAACCCAAAUCAAAUGACGCAACGAUACAAAAUAAUAUUAUAUCAUAAUUAAAAUAUAAUAAAAUUAUAAUACAUUAUAUUUCAUCAUGUUCGCGGCCGUCCCGCGGCUACUGCCGCUGUUGCUGCUCCAGACGUUUCUGUCGCCGCCCGCUACGCUCGCUGCGAACAUAUUGGCGUUCAUGCCCAUGCCGCUGAAAAGCCACUUCGGUGGGUUCCAGCCGAUGUUCGAGGAGUUGGCCCGCCGGGGCCACAACGUCACCGUGGUCAGCUCGUUCCCGUUGGCGAACCGAAGCGUCCCGAACUACACCGACGUGGAUGUGACGCCGGUACAAGGUCUUCCCGAUAUCGACGUGAUGCAGUUGAUCAACAUCAAUUUCUUAAUGACAGUGACUAACAGAUGGUUUUUCGCCAAUCUCUUGUCGGCUCAAAUGGAGCACGCAAAUUUAAUAGACUUCUUGCGGUCGGAAGACAACUCGUUCGAUUUGGUCAUUGUCGAAUCGUUCCUCCAAGAAUACACCGUGGCCAUCGGUCACAAGUACAACGCUCCCGUCGUCAACUUGUCGCCGGGAAUGGUCUGGGUCAGCAUCAGUAGAUGGCUGCAUUUACCUUCGACAUUUUCGUAUGUGCCGGAUUGCUGUAUAGGCAUGACGGACGACAUGAGUUUCACGGACCGUUUAAAGAACACCAUCGUAGGAUUUGUACAAAUGUUCGUGGAGGACUACCUGUAUAUACCGAUGAUGAAGGCGAAAAUGAGCAAGCACUUCACAUACGUUGGUUCGGAGUCGAGACCGACGCUCGAGCAAAUGCUGAACAACGUGUCACUGACGCUAAUGAACGCUUACCACGCGGUUGGAGUGUGUCGACCAUAUUUACAGGGCGUCGUCGAAGUAGGAGGAAUGCAUCUCAAAGAACCCAAACCGUUACCCAAAGAUUUACAAGAUUACAUUGAUUCAGCUUCUAACGGUGUCAUAUAUUUUUCUUUUGGUUCGAUCGUCAAUUUAUCGAAUUUACCAAAAGAAAAAUUGAGUAGUUUUCUCAAUGCCAUCAGUCGCUUAAAGCAAAAAGUAAUUAUAAAAUGGGUACCAGAUAAAAGUAUAAAAUUGCCACAAAAUGUAAAGGUCGGUUCGUGGUUGCCUCAGAAUGAUAUUUUAGCUCAUCCAAACGUGAAACUUUUUAUUACUCAUGGGGGUUUGCACAGUAUCGAAGAAGCUGUGUACAAUGAAAAACCGGUGAUUGGCAUACCAUUUUUUGCUGAUCAAAUUUCGAACAUGAGACGGGUUGAGAAAAUUGGCUAUGGAAAGUUGAUAACUUUUGAUCAACUAACCGAAGAAUCAUUUGGAAACGCUGUCGAAGAAGUGAUAUCAAAUCCGGCGUUUAAGGAUAAGGCAAUGAUUCAGAGUCAGGUAUUCAGAGAUCAACCGAUGAAACCUUUAGAUCGAGCAAUAUACUGGAUAGAGUACGUUAUUCGGAACGGUGGAGCUCAAUACCUAAAAGCUGGAUCUAUAGGACUAAACACUGCGCAGUACUUUUUGUUUGAUGUCACAUUAUUUUUACUUUUAUCGAUAGCAAUUUUUGCUUGGUUGGGUUACUGCGGAAUAGUUAAAGUUUCAUCAAAAUUCAAAGCUGACUAAAUCUAAAAAAUUAAUUACAUUUUGUGGAGUAAAAUAAUUCUUACACGUCGACUUUGUUCAUAAUUCUGAUGCUUUCAUUUUAAAGAUACGAUAGUUUAAUACAUUACAGUGUUUUCUAGCUUUAUUAUAAAUUAUAACUAAUAAGGGUGAAUACGAUGAUGGCGUUCUAUAAGUGAACGUUUAUAUUCAUAAAAAAGUUUAUGUAACUAUUUAUGUAACUUUUUUUUAUACAGAUUUUAUUUAGACUUAUAUUUUACAUUAAACACAUUUGUUACCCUUUUUAAUAACUUAUAGUAGUUAUUAAAAAAAUAAUAAUAAUUGGGGGACUGGUGUGGCUCCGUGAUUGGUCUCAGUCACUAAUGUGAAGUCAAGCAUCGGCCGGCGUCCAUAGUUCCCGGAUGGGUGACCACCCCAGUUUUAGUGACGAAUCCUCGUCCCUGCACAUACACUUGUUCCUCAACCAACCGUAACCCCCCUACAAAAAUUCCAAUAGACAUAGUUUCCGAUGCUUAAGAUCAAUAAAAAAUAGUAAUAAUAGUAAUUUACAUGAAAUAUUGUUCAGAAAUUAAAUGUAGGUACCUACUUAUAAAUUAUAAUUGAUAUGUGAAUGCAAUUAUAAAUAUAUAUUUUGUUUUUUUAA